Molecule: messenger RNA, 1904 nt
Organism: Cucurbita maxima (winter squash)
Lineage: Eukaryota; Viridiplantae; Streptophyta; Magnoliopsida; Cucurbitales; Cucurbitaceae
Exons: 3
Coding region: 365-1504 (379 amino acids)
Source: RefSeq, a predicted model, not a curated record
GAAAUUAAAGUGGCUGCCAUUCACUGCAAAUGGCAUUGUAUUUGUAGAGAGAGAAAAUCGUUGGGUUUUUUGUUUUCUUCCAUUUUUCUAGAGAGAGAAAGUGGGAAUGCUUGUGACUGAGCUGCCUUCGCUGAUUUUGAGGCAUCACUGAGAGAGAAAGAGAGAUUGCAGAGCAAGUUUCAGUCAUACCCAUUCAUACUUUCAAUUUCUUCUUGUUCUUGUUUCGGCAUUUUUUUUGUGUCUUUUUUCUUCCGCAGCGAAGGAAAGGAGGAAACAAGCUUGGCGAUUGCCAGAGUCCAGCAUUUGCAGUGUUUGAAGAUUGCUUCACAGAGAGAUCAGUUCGACUUUUGAAUCAGCUACAACAAUGGCUGACUCUGGUUCUGAGUUGUGUCCUGUUCAGUCUGCUGUGUUGGGGCACAAAUCCAAAGGCAGCCCUUUUUUCAGUGUCCCUGGUCUCUUUGUUGGCUUAAAUUUCAAAGUAGCUUCAGAUCAUGAUUCAGUCAAAAGUCCCACCUCUCCUUUAGAACUUAGGGUGUUUUCAAAUCUUAGCAACUCAAUAGGAUCCCCUAAAUCAUCCUAUGGCGGCCAUAGAAGGAGCUGGGAUUGUAGUAAAGUAGGAUUAGGCAUUAUUGAUUCUCUUGAUGAUGAUAAUAACCUAUCUGCUAAACCUCUUGGAUCAUCUGAGAGUAAGAACAUCAUUUUUGGACCCCAAGUUAGAACCAAGACUCAGACCCCAAAUCUUCAAAUUGAUCCAGUUUUUCCCCAGGUAGGUCCUAGAUCUUUGCCUAAAAAUUGUCCCAACUUUCUACCAUUGCAGUUCAAAUCACUACGUGGUCGUAGCUCAGAGGUUUUCUUUGAAAUUGGAGAACCAUUAGAAUUCAAGCCUUCAAAGAAGAGUGAGGCGUGUUCAUUGGACUCGACCCGGUUCGUCUCUGCAUCUCGUGGUGUAAAAGGUCGCAGCUUCUUCCAUUCUACAAAUCCAUUUGUGAAGAAAGUGAUGACAAAUGGUGAUUCUGAGCCUCAUGACAAAGUUUUGUCUGCAGAUGUUUCAACCUUAGCAUCUGUAACGCUACCUGUUUCUGGGUUUGUAGAGUCUCUUUCUGCAAGCCAGAUCGAGCUCUCCGAGGAUUAUACUCGUGUAAUAUCCCAUGGUGCCAAUCCAAAAUCCACUCACAUUUUUGGUGACUGCAUUUUAGAAUGUCACUCUAAUGAUUUGAACAACUUGAAGAAGAAUGAGAUGAAUGAGAUAGGAUCUCCUCUCUCAGUUAGAAGCAGCCUGGACAAUCCUUCUCCAUGUCAACCGAUUGAUUUUCUGAGUUUUUGUUACUUUUGCAACAAAAAACUUGAAAGUGGGAAAGACAUAUACAUAUACAGGGGCGAGAAAGCGUUUUGCAGCGCUGACUGUCGCCAUCAGGAGAUUGUGAAUGAAGAAGAAUUCGAGAAGCCUGUCUGCGAAAUCUUCGAACAUUCUUCAACAUCCAGAGAUGGCACCAUUUUUGAAUAAACAGGUUGGUGUCCUCCACGGCCACAGUGCCAAUCGACAAAUGCUCUGUUCGGUCGUCUGUUAACAGAAGAGCUGUUGUUAUGGCAGCCAUGGAUGAUCCUGUACAUUGAUGAUGCAUUUGUUUGAUUUGCAUUUCACUGUCAGGGUGUGUUUUUCAUCUUUUUUUUCUUCUGAAAUUCACAUAAAUUUGGCAAUUUUAUUGUCAAGCCAAGCUAGUAUGGCCUUGUAGAAGGGUUCAAAGGGUAGAAGCCUCUGCUUUUAUGGCUCCCCCAUAUUCUAAUUUUCUGGCUUUGUAUCUUUUUAAUGGCCAGAUAUGAUAAAAGACUUUGAAGCACCGAGCAUCAUAUUUCUUUUCCCUCCAAAUUAAACCGCAAAUAGAAUACUCUUCCAAAUAGUUGGU